UCGGGUUCUGGCAUCGUCGAUGAAUUUAUUCCGCUCUCCGAUCAGUUUUCCACCAGUCGUCGUCGGAUGGAGAGCAUAUUAAACUCGAGAUUUAAUAAAAUAUAUCGGAUAAAAUAUAUACAAGAGAAGCAUGUCGGCUCCAGCCAAGCCCGCAUUCAAAUUGGACUUUGAGAGACUGAAGCAGACUUUCAUCGCUAUUUGUCCGGACUUCGAGGAGGAGCCCAGCUUUGAGGUGGCCACUAUCAGUCGCCGCUUCGCCCAGGAUGUGAUCUUUACAUACAGCAAGGAGGCCAAAACGGCCAAGGCCCAAAACAAGGACGUGGGCUGGUCCAUGCGGCUGAAUGCGGCAAAUGCCAGAGGUGUGAAUCUCCGUAACGAAGUCUACAUACAGACACACUUCGUCCGGGAACCUCCACAGCAUCAGCCAUUCGUUAUCAGGGAUCGCCUGCUGUUGUCCUUCAAGCAGGCUAGUCUCCUGGCGGUAGAGAAGUACUGCCAGUUAGUUCCACACCAUGUGAACCGGGGAGAGGUGAUCCUCACGCCUCUAGCUGGCGCUAUAUUCUCCGUAGAGGACAUGCCGAAGUUGGCGGAAGCGCUUCCUGAACCACUCGCCGAUGUGGUGAUGGCUGUCAUCAGUAGCUGCCAAACCGAUGGAUACUACUUGCAGCACAGUCGCUGCCAUAUUGCCCUCCUGGCCCUCAUCAAGACGGUUAGGGAUCUGAAGAUGCGCGCCUCGCUCGUCAAGAAGACCAUCAAAAUGUAUCAGCUUCACGGUAAGGAGCUUCAAAUGGAACAGUUUCAGAGAUGGAGCACAUUCCUGAAGGAUUCAACCCCCAACAAGCAGCGAUGCAAUAGCCAUAAUGAAGACUACGACAAGCUGACCGAGCUGGUUCUGAAUUUUUCUUUUCCAACCAAGGAACCAAAAAACCAGAAGAACCAAAAAACGCCCAUGAAAUGUGCAGCCAAUUUUCUAAAGUCCAAGCAGUAAAAAAACAUUUUAUAAUGGGAACUGAAUUACUUUUUCUCUAGAGACUUAGGAACUCUAUCUUUUCAUUAAAUCAAUUACAUGUGGGAGUUUUUUUUUUAUAUGAAUGUAUUUAUUAUGUAUCUGUCUUUAAAUGACGUUAAUAUUUUAUGUACAUUUUGGCAUUUUCUAAGUAAAAUACAGCUUCUUGGGUUUAAUGAAAA
Messenger RNA from Drosophila ananassae, 1188 nucleotides. RefSeq lists its product as uncharacterized. The transcript has 2 exons. Bases 131 to 988 code for a protein of 285 amino acids. NCBI's taxonomy places the organism in Eukaryota, Metazoa, Arthropoda, Insecta, Diptera, Drosophilidae. The record is from RefSeq and is a predicted model, not a curated record.